Symbiodinium sp. CCMP2592 is the source of this 2250-nucleotide messenger RNA. The record is from the annotation of a GenBank genome assembly. Lineage: Eukaryota; Dinophyceae; Suessiales; Symbiodiniaceae.
AUGGCGCGUUUUAAGUGCCGGCACGCUGGCGAUUGGGGAUAUGAAAACGGUGCUCAGUUCAUGGACGCUGAGUAUGAUCGUGCCUGCGGAAUGGAGAUGCCUCAAGCGCUCUGGGCACAGCAGUAUGCUCCACAGCCCGAUCAGUCGGGGUGGCUGAAUCCUUACCAGCUGCCGCUGCCUGUAGUGCUGCUGUGCAGUGGCCAUUGGAUGCCAAUGGAUCAGCAAAGGGUUGACGUCCAGUGGGAACAGGACGAGCACACGCCGCACCUGGCUGACGUUGGGCGUGCAAUUCCCAUCCAUACCUUUUCCAACUUCUUGCCCCGUGCCAAUGUGCGCUGGUGCAGGGAUGUGGACAGGGAGCAAGUGGAGCGCACACUGGAACGUGCACAAAAGCAAAUCCAGAAACUCGAAAAGGAGUUGCAAUGGCAAGCCAACAGCUGCUUGAUGAGCCAGACUGCCAUCAGCGUUCUUGAGGAACAGGUGCAAGACCUGCAGUCUGCCAUUGAGAUCUUCUUGGAAGAUGAGCGCAACCAGUGCACUGAGAGGACGGUUGCCUCUGAGCACGUUCUGCGGUGCGAAGAGGAAGCUGGGUGUGACGCUUUGGCUAGCGAGGCGGAGACCCUCCCAACAGUGGAGUGCAUGGGGCCGAUGCAGAGCCAUGACGAGCUCGAGGUUCGCAAGCUCCCCCUGGAGAGGUCCUGCGAAGCGGAGCCAUCGCUGGCAGGCCUACGCGAUGCCGAGGAGCCGGUGGCGACGGAGGGCGCGCCUCCAACUGCUGCUGUGCUGCCACAAAUGUUGGCCCAGUUGCUGACGUGCUUCCUCGGGUCCGGCAGUUCCCCUCUCGCUGUGCCUACGCCUCGGUCAGGGCAGUCCCAGACGAUGGAAGAGCCUGACGAAAAGCGGCUUUCUACGGCGAGCACUUGCGACUCUGACGGACGGCCGGCUCCGGAGGAUCUUCUUCCAGAUGCGUCAGAUGAGAGAGCUGCAGAUGAGGAGCGCAUGGCAGCGGAGGGCGCGCUUCCGAUUGCUGCUGUGCUCCCUGGGCUGCCGAUUGGCCCGCACCUGGACGUCGAGCGCCUCCCUUGUGGCCCCGACGCGCCUGAGGACAUGGUUGGAGCUGCGGUUUCACCCGGUCGACGGGUGAAUGCGCAGGAGCCAGUGGCGACGGAGGGCGCGCCUCCAACUGCUGCUGCGCCACCACAGCUGUCGCUCUGCAAAGACAUCGCCUGCAAUGACCAGGAUUCCUGCGACGAUGAGCAGCAAUGCGGUGACGAUCGGCCAGCCUCGGCCCAGACAGAGGUUGCCGAUCGCCACGCUGUCGACGAGCGGAGGUCUACGGCUGAUGCGGCGUGCCAGACAGACGGCGAGCACUGCACCGUCGGACCACAGCCUCGGCCCAAGGCGCUCGAAGGCAUCGAAGUCCGCAUCGGGGAAUGCUCUCCCCACGACCUCCAUGUGCCAAACCUGCUGCCGUAUCUGAGCGUGCAGGAGUUGAUGAGUUGGCGCCUGGUCUCGCGACGCACCAGAAGCCCCGAGGCCUUGCUAAAUCACUUGGAAGAGAUGGGCAGCAUGGACAGGUCCCAGUCAGUGGUCGCUUUCGCGGAAAAGGUGGACGCCUUUGAGACCAACCCGAAGACAUCCUUUGCGGCAGCCUUUGGAGGCGAUGCCGAGCAGCAGAAGUUAUACGAGUGUCGGUUGUGGUGUAUGGCCCUGGCAUCCGAGAACAAAACCCAUUUUGCUCAAAGUGUCGUCGAUGGCAUCGUCGGCGACAACCUCGAAAGUCUGCUUAGGCACGGUCAGAGUACGGACACGCGUGUUGCUUGGGCCGCCUCGCUCGUGGUUUCGAACUAUGCAUCCGAUUUCCUCCCUUGUGUGCAGCAACGAACUGCGGUUGCCACGCUCGCCCUGAUGGAAGACUUAGUCGAGUCCAACACGGGCGACAACUUGUCACCGAAAGGGCCGAUACGGUUUUGCAACCAAGUGCUUGCCCGGGUAUGGCGCUCACUGAGCAGGCCUCAGCGUCAGAAGUGGGUGUCCCUUCUGGUCAAGCUACUCAUGGGCCGCUGUGUCCCCCAAGAAAUCAAAAUGCAAGUGAUUCAACGACUGGAUUUGGUUUUUUCGCUUGAUGGCCCUCCCACGGAAAGCUAUGCAGAAGCCGAACAGCAGCUGCAGAUUCUCGCGAAGUCCGGCGCCGAAGAUCUGUGGCUGCAGCGCAUGAUCAGGCUUUACAUGCAGUCCUGCUUCAGCUGA